Molecule: messenger RNA, 6800 nt
Organism: Cherax quadricarinatus
Lineage: Eukaryota; Metazoa; Arthropoda; Malacostraca; Decapoda; Parastacidae
Source: RefSeq, a predicted model, not a curated record
CAAUCAGCUCACCAUACUACUCCCCCUUGAGUCUGAGUAGGUGGACCUAACUCACUGCGGGGUUUCUGGGGCAGAACUAAAUCAUCGUUACUUCUAAAGUUUCCGGUGUUUAACGGAGGUGAUGAAGGCGUCAGCUUUCCUGACGCUGUGGCUGACCGUGGUGGCGUGGGCGCUGCCCAAGAAAGAACUUCGACCAUCGGAGAUUUUCCUGAAAAAUCUUCCUACGGAUAAGCUGGACUCUCUGCUGGAGGCCCGCCUUCAAGAUCUGAAAAAUGACAUAGUAAAGAGCUACGAGACUCAGUUGAGGGAUCACGAGACUAACUUAGAGAACCUGCACCGCUACCGACGGGACAAGAGGACCACCAUCUCUCCGCAGCUGGCUACGAAGGGCAUCUCCCGGCAUCUCGGCAUCCCAUCCUACUGGCACUCUUACACCUUUGAUGUUGAGAUCGGGAAUAGGGAGAAACUGACAAUCACUGACAUAGACGUGAAAGAUCGUUUGGGCAAUGUAAAAAUCAUCAAGGUCUUUCCACUUGACCUCUGGAACAUCUCUGCCAUAUACCAGUGUGAAGCACACCUCGGGCAUGUAAUAAAGGAUGGCCGGCUGGAGACUGUCAAAGUGAGGAACAGAUGGACGAAGUCUCUGGUGGGAUGUCCCUGUGACCACGACCACUCAAAGGAUUGUGCUUGCUGCGAGGAGGGUGCGUGCAGGUGUGGGUCAGCGAGCGACACCUGUGUGCCGUGUGACAAAGACUACUACCAAACUUGUGAUUCACAUAGACCGAAGAAGCUAGAAUUGGAUGCUGCCGUAGGAUUUCAGUACUAUCUGAACUACUACGAUCCUGAGGAAGGCUUGCAGAGAGUCCUUGUAGCUGCCAGAGGCACAACAGUCACUUUUUAUAAAAUUGAUGAGGACAGUGCCCAGACAAUGCACUCUGAGAGCGGUCUAGGCACGAUCAUCUUCGCCACCCCCGUCACACACCUGGGUUACGGAGAGACUUUCAAAGAUUUCCACGGCAUCAUAAAGAAGGAUCGGUUUUUAAUUACUUUCAGAGCAGGGGAGAACAGCCAGCAGUUCCACGGCAUAAACAUCGACGCUACAGGGAUUGCCAGCGGGUUGUCUGAAGUGUGGCACGCCGUUGGGAGCGAGAUGAGAGCAUGGCAGAGCGGAGGAAGAGUCAUGCUGGCAGUUCUAAGUGACGCAGAACUGCUAAUUUACGAACUGAAGGCCAACCAGUGGCACGAAUAUCGGGCGAGGAACUUGCAGACACUAAGCCUGGGUACAUCCAUAGUCUACUGGCAGAGCUUCUGCAUGGGGUUUGAGAACUACCUGGUGGUGGUGACACGUAAAGCGGCUCGCCUUUACCUUCACUCUGGCAUGCUCUACCAUGGUGUCCAGGACCUCUCGCCCAGCCACGGAAUCUCGUUCUUCAGAGCCAUCGUGCCAUUGUCUAUCCCAUCGUGGAGGGGUAAGGCUGUACUGCUCACUGGAGAGGCAAAGAAGAUUCUCGCCUACGUCUGGAAUGACACUCAGAUGGUUCAGAUGAGUUAUGUGAAGGAUUUGGAAGUAUCUAUCUCUGACUGGUAUAGUGUGUACGCCCACGCUGACAUGAAACUGGACUCAAACCUGGUGGUCGUGCCAACAGGCCUAGGCCUAGUCAGACUGGAGGUGAAGGCUGUGCUCGAGGACCUUCCUGACCCUGUAAUUGUACAGACGCAGGAGCUGCAGAACAUGAUGAACAGUCUUGAGGUUGAAUUUCAGCGGCAAUCUAAUGUGAUUGUGCUCGCCCAGGAGAGACUGAGCCACACCAUAGAUGGGCAUAACACUAUAAAUGCAGACAUAACCAUCGUCAAUGGAGUAUGUAGCACUUUGGACACGGGUGAGCUGAAUGCUGACACAAUUAGGUUGGAACAAGUGACUUCUGAUGGGCAAGUAAUUUAUCAGGGGUAUCGGGACCACAUGAAUAGACUUGGAUACUACGACAGGGUCUUGGAUACGCUGAAUACCAGUCUAUCGAGCCUUCACGCUAAAUUAGAUGACGCUGUGCCUGCCUCGGGCACCAACCGUCUCAUUAGUGGGACAAAGACGCUGGUACAGGGAGGUCUGAGGAUAAACACGCUUUCUGCUGACCACAUCACUGUCGGGAAACCCCUUGAUGUUAAUGGUAACCUUUACCCUUUGGACGAUAUCCUUCAAGGUUUGGUCAGGUAUAAUGACACUCGUACCAUCGCUGGCCGCAAGACACUACUGAACACACUGACUGUUGGGAACUUGUACACUGAUCUCCUGGAUGACGUCCCGGUGAGUGAUCUUGUCACCACGGAUGGCUCUGACACCAUCGUCGGUGCAUCCUUCCUAAACGGCUUGAGGGCGAACAUCAUAAAUGUGACACCAGGAGGGAUGGUAGGAGGUAUUGACCUCUCGGAAGAAGCAGUGUUACUGACUGGAGAAGCCAGAUUAGGUAGUUGCACAUUUAAGAGUGAUCUAUGGGUGACUGAUAUGUUGGCAAUGUCAAACGUCGUGAGUGGCGUCAACAUAGAAAGAUUGAGCAAGAACGCACUUACCACGCGUGGUGGCAUUAUCCUGGGAUCAUUGGAGUUUUUGGACACUCUAAGCAUCCACACGUUGGAUGCUAGAUACAUUAUGGGGGUUGACACUGUAGAUUUCAUGUCUACUACCGUCUUCAAGAACAAGUCUUCAGUGAUGAGGGGAAGUCUAAUGGUUCCUUCCAUGGAAAUCCAUGGAGACCUAAUAGUAAAGGGAAAAAUAAAUGGAAAGAAUUUCCCUAAUGAUUACCCUCUUAAAACUGACUCCACACUAAAUUUCGGAGCCAAGAGAUUCAAGGAUGUUUACUUCGAUACUUUACGGGUUGGUCCCCAGUGCCUGGUGGACGGACUGCCUCUGAAUCAACUAGUGACCCUUCACACUCCCCAGACAAUCACUGGGGAGAAAACCUUUGCCAAGGGUGUCUACAUAAAAGGCGAUUUGGAAAUAUCCUCCAAAAUAAUUGAUGGUGUCAAUUUGGAUGAGCUGAACGCCAGUCUCUCUUAUAUCAGCACUUCAGAUUGGCAAUUUGAUGUGAUAUUUAAAAAACCUGUACAAGCUCCGUCACUGUCAUUUGGCGGGACACUCAACGCCCUUGACUGGGCAGAUCUCGUCAGCGAUAUAAUUUACGACGAUGAAGACUCUGCAGUCAUAACAUCGCACAAAAACUUUAAACUUGGAGUAAGCUUUUCUAACGCUGUCUUCAAGAGUACAUUUAACGGAGAAAGCUUCAGUAACUUGGUGACAAUUGACAGUUCGCAUAGCAUCUCUGGCAGGAAAGUUUUCAAGAACGAUGUCUCAUUCGGGUCGCUAACAGUUGGUUUGUUGGACGGAGUAGAUUUGGAAAAGCUAGUACAAUCAGCAGUGUAUCUGGACAAGGAAGGACAAGUAGUAAGAGGCAGGAAAACUUUCACCCGCUUAAGCUCUAAAGACUUGGUCACUGAAGGAAUUGAAAACUUUGACAUAAGGAAUGUAGUUACUAAAAGUACCGACCAGACCUUCACGGCAUCACAAUCCCUCCACUCGGUAGUCUUUAGUAGCUUGCAGGCCACGUCCAUAAACCUAGCUACCGGCUUUACGGUAAACACUGUUGACAUACCUAGACUACAAAAAUCUCACGUGAGCCUGAUUUCCCCCACCUACCACACUGGAAAACUGAUUGUCCAAGGACCAGUAUCUGUGCUGGGCAAGCUAUCAGUAGGUACCAUAAAUGGUAAAGACAUUAAUGUGCUAAUGAACAACUUGGUUAUGAAGGAUGAAUCUUCAAUUAUAACUGCAGACUUAACCUUCACAGACCUCACUGUGCAGGGACCAGUUACAACUUAUCAAAAGGCUGGGGCUAAUGGCCUAAACAUCAGUAACAUAGACCUCGAUGCCGUUAAGCUGACUGGCAACACUGUUAUGACCGGAGCAGCGACCUGGGGUCAGGUAUUACUACAGGAAGACGUAUCCGUUGGAGGACUAGUAAACGGAGUAGAUCUCCUAGCGCUCAGCCAGGACUUAAUCUACAAGGAUGUAGAGGGUCUGCAAGUUAUAACAGGUAAAAAGACCUUCCAGGCUGGAAUGACUGUCCAGGGAGACAUUGAAGCAAGCUUCGUUAAUGGAAUAGACCUGAGAAAGAGUAUGUUAACGAGGCACACAGUCCAGAGCAUCAGCGGACCCUACAUCUUGAACAACGUAGAGGCUCGAGGCACCGUUAACAUCCUUGGCUUGUACAACCAGGUCAAUCUCACAAGUUUGGCUUCUGAUAGAACCCUGUGGGACGAAGAUACAAUCUACGGUAACGUAACUUUCUUCGGUGAUGUGAACUCAGGUCAACUGCACAUUGAAGGAAUUUUCAACGGGGUGGACAUUGAAAAGCGCUUGGCAGACAGUGUACUAGUUAAUGAUUUAGACACUGUGAUCACUGGCAAGAAGACCUUCCUGGCAAACACUACCACCUUCAGGAACCUGCGCGUGCACACCCUCAACAGCAUACCCUUGGAUACCUACUUGAAGCAUGUUGUACUCAAGAAUGGUGUCUCCACACUCGGCCAGAAGAUCGUCGUACAAGGAAGUAUCACAAGCCCCAGUAUCACUGCCAACACUAUUACUGUUCAGGGAAGUAGUUUUCCCCAGUUAAAAUUUUUCAUCUUCGAAAGUUCAGGCACAGUAGACGGUGUGGACUACACAAAGUUCCUAAGCGAGGCAGUAUAUCUGCACAAGAAUCAGACGAUAAACUCUAAUCUAGUCUUCAUAAGAGAUGUCAAUGUUCAUGGAGAUAUCUGGACUGGGCAGCUAAAUGGAAUGAACCUGGAGAGAGACUUCCUGACCACCGACACGGAACAAACCAUCCGCUUCAGCGUUACUUUCGGUAACAUCACGACAGGAGACGUUGCUGUGGGUGGCCGCGUGAACUCGUGGUAUCUACCUGAUGAAGUCGCUAAUACUAUGAAGACAACCGGUGGCCAAACACUGACAGGCAGGAUCAUCAUGAAAGGAUCUGUAGAAGUCCUGGGCGACGUGACCCUUUCUGGCCUCGUAGGGACAACAGUAAAAGUGGACAUUUCUGAAGACUCUGUGCAACUUCACAAAGACAACGAAAUUCAUGGAUCUUUAGUGUUUAUGCAACCAGUGAUUGCCGAGACAGUGACCAGUGUCCCAGGUAUAGUUAGUGGUGUGAACAUUCCUGAACUCUGCAACGCCUGGUACCUUGACAAGGCAACAGAUAUCACUGGUGCAAUGAUUUUUAAUGGCCCAGUUAUUCUGCUGGCAAGUAACUUAAGUUUUACUGAAAAUAUUCUUUUAAACCAGGAAGCUCUUCUCCGGAAUCAAAGCAUGUCGUCCCUGAAGGUCUUAGAUCUGCAACGGAACAUGACUCAGACCCUAGAAACCUUCAACACUACGACAACUGCAUUGGAAAGGUUAUACGAGGAAACUUGCCCUCCAGUCGUCAGUCUGUACCGCCACCUUGAGAGAGCAAUCUUCGAGGCAGACCACUUCGCCUCUGUCUACGAGUAUCUGACGCCUUACAGAAGACAUUCCUCGGUAUCCUUCAGUGCCUUAAACAACACCUACGUUGUGGUGAGCUGGGAAGGAGGAAGGUGCGACUCCACUAUAUACACAUUCAUACCCCACACCACUACCAUGACUGAAAUCGCCCUCGGUGAUUCUGGCUACGCACAUCACUGGCUUUUCCUCGGAGCAAAGGAUAAUCAGGUGUACUUAGCUAUGGCUGCGUCAUCUAGUGAUAAUGACUGUGAGAGACAAACGAGUGUUAUUUGGAAGGUCACAGAAGAUGCCACCUUUGUUGUGCACCAAGAGUUGUUACCGGGUACGCUUCUGUCCAGCGUAUCUGAUGGUACUGUAGUAACACUUUACGUUCACGAUGCAGAUAUCUCGACAAUCUACACCCUCAAUCUCUCCAGCGGCAACGUAAAGAAAGUGACAGACCUUUCACUACGUGUUGAUACAGCUGCUACCUUGACAAUGGCAAACCACACACACGUGACAUUCAUGAGCCAUGAAGGAUUAGGUACUGUUAGAGUAAAUGGUGUUCCAGGAACACCAUCUCAGAUUGCAAAAAAGAUUGAUGAUGGAAUACUGCUACAACAUGGUGGGAAAGUGUUCCUCCUCCUCGCAGUAACAAGGAUAAAAAUGCACAGGGAGCAGUACUUCUUGGAGCUGUACUCGGUUGACCUGCAAGAUCAGAGUCUGACUUGGCUUGACAUACACGUCAUGGCUGCCAAACUAAAAGUGACAGCUUUCUUUGCUGGUGUUGAAACCACUGGCUCCUACAUAAUCAUUGCCCUGCAGGAGAGUCGCGUACCUCUGGUCUACACGUUACUAGGUGAAACGCUGAAGGAAAUGGCUCAGCUGAGUACCCCGCGGGUGGAAUGGAUCCAACAUGUAAAAGAACACCACAACAUGACUGGCAUUGUAGACCACUACUUGCUGCUGGGACAAACUGACCGUACCACUGUCCUAGCCCGCCUUGUGAUGAGAGGAGCAGCUCUUCCCAAGAAAACCCUCAGCUGUAACUUGCUUGACGCAAAUAACUUGAUCUAAUCACCUGUAGGGACUUAUUCCUAUUUAUAACCUUAACUAUAAUUUUCCCCAUCCCCCCCCCUCCAACAUACCUAAUUUCUCUAACUUUCUGAUAGUUACUAAAAUACUUGUACGUGCAAAUGUUUAAACAGACUACCAUUUGGGGGCAGGGAGUUUAGAAAAUUUUAAACUAUUUAAAGCCAUAAUAAAAUAUUUUCUUAGAAUAAAA